Messenger RNA from Parus major (Great Tit), 1134 nucleotides. RefSeq names its product lysophosphatidic acid receptor 2 (gene LPAR2). NCBI's taxonomy places the organism in Eukaryota, Metazoa, Chordata, Aves, Passeriformes, Paridae. Bases 8 to 763 code for a protein of 251 amino acids. Gene Ontology annotation, cellular component: membrane. Gene Ontology annotation, biological process: G protein-coupled receptor signaling pathway. The transcript is spliced from 2 exons. Gene Ontology annotation, molecular function: lysophosphatidic acid receptor activity. The record is from RefSeq and is a predicted model, not a curated record.
CCCCGCCAUGAAGCACUGCUUCUACAACGAGACCCUCGGCUUCUUCUACAACAACAGCCGCAAGGAGCUCAGCCCCCACUGGCGCCCCAAGGACAUCCUGGUGGUGGCCCUGGGCCUGGCGGUCAGCGCCGUGGUCCUGCUGACCAACCUGCUGGUCAUCGCCGCCGUGGCCACCAACCGCCGCUUCCACUACCCCAUCUACUACCUGCUGGCCAACCUGGCCGCCGCCGACCUCUUCGCCGGCGUGGCCUACAUGUUCCUCAUGUUCCACACCGGGCCCAGAACCGCCCAGCUGUCCCUCAAGACUUGGUUCAUCCGGCAGAGCCUGCUGGACACCAGCCUGACGGCCUCGGUGGUCAACCUGUUGGCCAUCGCGGUGGAGCGGCACCGGACGGUGUUGACCAUGCAGCUCCACAGCGAGAUGUCGGCGCAGCGCGUGGUGGGGUUGAUCUUCUCCAUCUGGGCGGCGGCGUUGUUGUUGGGGUUGAUCCCGUCCUACGGUUGGCACUGCCUGUGUUCCUUGGAGAGUUGUUCCAGGAUGGCGCCGCUCUACAGCCGGAGCUACCUGACCUUCUGGGCCGUGUCCAACCUGGCCGUGUUCCUGGUGAUGGUGGUGGUCUACGGGCACAUCUUCGUCUACGUGCGCAGGAGGAUGGCGCGCAUGGCGCGGCACACGGGCGCGCACCCGCGGCACCGCGACACCGUCAUGGCGCUGGUCAAGACCGUCACCAUCGUGCUGGGUGGGUGGUUAAUUAGGGGUUAAUUGGGGGUUUGUUGGGUUGGUCAUCAUCAUCCUUGGUGGGUUAUUAAUUAGGGGUUAAUUGGGUUGGUCUUCAUCAUCUUUGGUGGGUCAUUAAUUAAGGGUAAUUAGGAAUAAAUGGGCUUGGUCAUUAUCAUCCUUGGUGGCUUGGUCAUCAUCAUCCUCUGUGGGUCCUUAAUUAGGGGUUCAUAUUAAUUAACUAAUCAACUAAUUAAUUAAUGAUUCCAUGCCCAACCCAUGGAUCCCAACAAAAUCAACCCCAGGCGUUCGGUCAAGACCACAAAUCCCAUUCCAACGCCUCAAAUUCCCGUUUUUUCCCAUUUUUCCCAUUUCUUUCCCCAUUUUUCCCAGUUUUUUCCCAUUUUCCCCAUUUC